AAUGUAAAAUUAAUUGAAAUAUUGUUACAUUUAAAACCGGUCAUGAUUCUUUUUUCGAUUUUCUCCUACCUUGUUAUAAUGGAUACAAGCUUGCAGCGGGUUACAUCUAAUAAGAUCCAACAGAUCAACGCAACCUUACUGGCAGAGGAACUACAGAGACUUGUGGAGACCGCGGGUUGGAAAUUUUUACAGGAGAAAUAUAAUGAGCUGAGUUACGUGGAGGCUAAUGCGGACGGCCAGGCACUGACUAAUAGGAUAGCAAAAUUAAUUGGCAACCGCAUGGAAGAAAUGAACAGUGCUCUCCGGGACUUAAAACAAAGUGUUGAUGAGAACUUCUCCAAAAUGACGUCAUCAAACCCUUACGUGCAAUGCUGUACAACUGACAGGACAUAUACAUUCGACCCACUUUUCAGAGCAAAGGUGUCAAAGAAUGAAGCAUGCGCAAGCCACCCGAGCUAUGUGAACCCGAUUGAUUUAAAAUACCCCAAUAAGGAAGUGUUGGAAACAAUGAUUAAUAAUCAUAAAUCUAACAGAAUAAUAAAAAACCAGUAUCUUGGACUAAAAUCUGGAUUGAUCCUUUUCUAUCCAGCGACCAAGCUUGUAGAUUGUGACAGCUAUGAUCCAAGAUUCAGACCGUAUUAUGUAUCGAGCACCUCUUACAAGCCGAGGGAUGUGGUGAUUGUGCUGGAUAUAUCCACCUCUAUGAUGGGAGAAAAACUGUAUGAGGCCAGACAAGCCGUAAUCACCGUCAUGGAAACACUGGGGCACGAGGACAGGAUUGGCAUUGUGGUAUUUAACAAAGAUGUUUACACACCAAAAUCAUGCUACGGCGAAAUGCUGGUACCAGCUACUAGAACAACUAAACAAGAACUUGAAAAAUUCAUUAGCGCAGUUGUCACCGGUGAAGGAUCAAAUUAUUCAGCAGGACUGCGUAGAGCCUUUGAGUACUUCACAAACAAUUCAAUUGAAGAUAUUAAAGAAAGAGACCAGGUGAUUUUAUUUGUUACUGACGGAGAAAACACAGGGGAGGACAACCCGCUAAAAGUCAUCAGGGAGAAAAACCAUCAACUUCAAAAUCGAGUGGCCAUCCAUACAUAUGGUAUUGGAACAGGAUUAAGCAGUCACGUGACAGAAUUGUUGAAAAAUAUGUCAACUCAAGUAUUGAAUGAUGGACAAUUCGGACCCAUUAAGACUGGAAAUUGCAAUAUGAUAGAGGAUCUCAAAGGGUCCUCUCUAAGAGAAAUUAUGGGAAUGUAUUACUAUAGCUCCAGUAUACCCAUAUCACAGAUCCCGACAUAUACUCUUCCUUAUAAAGAUUUCUUAAGCAAAGAGUUUGUGAUUUCGGGCUGUUUACCCAUUGGACACAAAGGAGACUUUAUCGGUGUAGUUUGUGCAGAUAUUCGCUUGAGUGAGCUUGUCCCAGAGAUAAUUCAUUUACAACAUGGAGAACAUUCCUACGCUUUUAUCAUCGAUGGCAAAGAGCGAACUCUGGUGCAUCCGCUUUUCCCAGACCCACGUGAUGCAAACACGCAAAGUUAUGACGUCAAUAACAUCUUCAAUUUUGAGACGGCUGGAGAUGUCGACCAAGUUAUAAUUUCAAUGAAGAAGAAAGUAACAGUUUUCAUGCCUUUCAUGUUUAAUGCAGUUAGAGAUCAUUGUAAGAUGAUCUUGGGUCAGAUUGGCCAUAAACGUUUAACAACGACAAUGAUAGAGAGUAGAGGAGAUAGACUUAGAGAUGGAGACCUGUCAAGAACAGUGGAAGCUGUGUAUACAUGGGUCCCGAUUAAUGUAAGUGGAAGUAACUUGUCCUUGUGUGUUGUGAUGGAGAAGAAUACUACAAUAAAGACACUGGAGUCUCUUAGUCCUAAAAAGGGAGAUUUUCUGUAUCACCGCUGGGAUCUAAUAAAAUGGCCGACAGUAGGAUGUAUAUAUCACAACAGAUAUGCAACUAAGGACAAAACAUCGGUGAAGUUUACUGCAGAUGCAUACGAGGGUUUUGAUAUCUACAAACAAGCAAUGGAGACAGAGACUGAAAUUUACAUGUACGAACAAUAUAUUUCUGGCGUCAUCCAAACUAAUCCUGGAUUAAAGAAAUCUGCAUUAAACUCCCUUAGAGCCACUUCUCCGAUCGAACGUUUUUGGAGGACAAGUUCUGGUCAGGCAUUUCAGCUAUUAUGGCGGUACGUGAUGACGGAGGACGGUGUAGUGAGAGUUUACCCCGGUGUCCGGUUAUCUGAUGAUUACGACCCCAAUCUGAGGCCCUGGUAUCGAAAAACGUUAUCACAGAAAACAAUAAACGUUGUGUCUCCGCCAUACGAGGAUCUUUUUGGUGGAAUGGGAAGAGUAAUCACUUUAUCACGGUCUAUUCUGAUUGGAAGAUCUCCUGGUGAGAAGGUGGAAGCCGUGGUGGGAGCGGAUCUCUCUGUUUACUUCCUUCAUCAGAUGUUGCUGGAUUUGUAUCCUCUGUGUAGGAAUAGGACAGAAUUCAGCUGCAUUGUAAUUGACGAUAGCGGUUUUCUGGUUAUGCAUCCAUACUUCACAGAGACAACGAACAAGAUCAGCUAUCCGAUUCACAUUACCCACAAGGAAAUGCUGAUUUCCAAAUAUCUGACAUCGGAAGGGAUACUAUACCAACAGCCAUGCAGGGAUACGGAAAACAAAAGGGAACUUAUAACAUUCAGAGUUAAAUUGCCACAAACCAAGAAAAAUGGUGUCGUGAAUAAAGCAGAAGGAUAUGAACUUCGCCCUGUCCCAAUGUCAAAUCUGUUUCUUAUUUUGAAAAGCAGACAUAUGAAUGAAGAAAUAUCCUGUUGCAAGGAUCCAUCUCGUCCACCAAACGAAAAGAAGUGUCUGUCAGACGGGUGUCUUUGCCUCUGUUACGAACAGUUAGAAUUUAACGACUGUGAGAAUAAGUACCAAAAUAGGGACACAGUAAUACCAUGCAGCCAUGAAGUUCCGAAAUUGACGUCCGUUAGCAUCAAUGAAAUAAGCAAAAUCGCCAAACUUGAUCGGUGUUUUCCUCUCAAUUGUACAUGCAGGAAUACAGAGAGUGAGUGUUUUCGAAGCUCUGGAUGUUCCUGGUGUACAAGUACAGUGAAUGGGGAGCGGAUCAAAGGGUUCUGUCACUUUAUGGAGGUUUGUCCCCAUCAACAGUGUUUAUCGACAGAAUGCGAAUCCAAAUGCGAAGCUAAUACAAUAAAAGGAAGUAAAACGCCGAUCUGGGUUUACGUUAUCGCCUUGCUAUGUUUUAUGAUGUUCCUUGGUUUCAUUGUUGCUUGUAUAGUCUACAUUGUGCGCAGAAUCCGACAAGACGGAAACGACACAUAUAUGGCAGCCAGGCAGUCUGAGCCGCGGGAAGUUCGAACUUCUACUUCUACGUAUCAGGAGUUAGUACCCCCUGAAUUCUGUGAUCAAGGACGGUUCCUGUUACAUUCCCAAACAGAAGAUUGUCCGCUUAGUGGUCUAAGUAGACCUGCACUCAGUGGCGAUUAUAUCGAAGCAUUUGAAAUGAAGAAAGGAUGUAAUGGGAGAGGUGAUAUUCCUAGCAGUGAUUCUCCUUGCAUCAGUCAGGUAAACAUGUCGCACUGCAAGGAAGAUGGCUUGACAAAAGAACAUACGAAAAUGAAUUAAGAUUGUAUGUAAAAUUUACCCUAUGUAAAUCUAGUAGAUCUUUUUGGUGGAUGUUUUUUCUAUUUUGAGACAUGCAUACAUGAGAGUAAAUUUUAUAAUGAAGAUAAAAAGAACAUCCGAUUGAAUUGUCAAUUCAGUUUUAUUAUAUUUUUAAGGAGUUACAAAUAUAAGAAUUACAAAACAUUCAUUAAUAUUACUCGUGAAAAUACUUUUGAGACAAAACUCAUGAAAUACACAAUCAAAACCAAUAUAGAACAUAUUCAAAGUGAGAAAUACAGAUACAAUAUAUGCAAGAUAAAUACAAGCUUAAAAUCUUAUUUAUUAUUUUCAUCAAUAUUAUCAAAUUAU
Saccostrea cuccullata (small rock oyster) is the source of this 3978-nucleotide messenger RNA. Its product is annotated as VWFA and cache domain-containing protein 1-like. NCBI's taxonomy places the organism in Eukaryota, Metazoa, Mollusca, Bivalvia, Ostreida, Ostreidae. The transcript has 23 exons. The coding region runs from base 43 to 3630 and encodes 1195 amino acids. Gene Ontology annotation, molecular function: voltage-gated calcium channel activity. The record is from RefSeq and is a predicted model, not a curated record. Gene Ontology annotation, cellular component: voltage-gated calcium channel complex.